AUGGAACAAUACCUAGAAAGAGAGUUUGCCAAAUUAGAAAAGAUUACCAAAAAACCCAAAGAAUAUCAUAUCAAGGAAGCAUUAAUUAGGUAUAUGAGAAAUAUUGAAAGUAUGGAGGGCAUUAAAGAGACUGAAAAGAUUAUUAAAGAGAAAAAAUACCCCCAUGAUUAUCAUAUUAUAGUUGCUUUAAGUAGUUAUAUUGAGGACAUGGAAGCGAUUAGAAUACUUGAAGAACGGGUGAAAAACAAAGAUGAAUCAAAAUAUUACACUCCCAAGGAAGCCGACCAAAGACCAAAAGGAUUAAGAGCCAAGAAUGAUUUAAAAAAAAUUGGGCGUUCCGACCCAUCAACCGCCCAAGAAAUUAAAAGUAAAGUAGAAGGACAUUUAGCCAGUAAUCCCAAACAAAACGGCAAACCGUUAGAAUAUGAAUGGGAGGACCAUUAUCGUUAUAAUAAAUAUGGCUCAUCCUCCAACAAAAGGGUCUAA
Ambispora leptoticha is the source of this 486-nucleotide messenger RNA. The record is from the annotation of a GenBank genome assembly. NCBI's taxonomy places the organism in Eukaryota, Fungi, Glomeromycota, Glomeromycetes, Archaeosporales, Ambisporaceae.